Messenger RNA from Penicillium salamii, 1062 nucleotides. The record is from the annotation of a GenBank genome assembly. NCBI's taxonomy places the organism in Eukaryota, Fungi, Ascomycota, Eurotiomycetes, Eurotiales, Aspergillaceae.
AUGCAGCACGAAGCGACCGUUCAAGGCGGGGAGCCAGACCCGGUGGACAGCACCGGGCUCUGCUUACUGUCCCUCGAUGGCGGGGGCGUGCGCGGAUUGUCGACCCUGUACAUCCUCAAAGGAUUGAUGGACCGACUGAAUCAGACGCGACCCAAGGGCUCACCAGCAAGAAAGCCCUGCGAGGUAUUUGACCUUAUCGGAGGCACCAGUACAGGCGGAUUGAUUGCGAUCAUGUUGGGUCGAUUGGAAAUGGAUGUCGAUGAGUGCAUCGCGGCUUAUAUCAAGUUGAUGAAAGAGAUAUUUGGCAAGCCCUCGACAAGGAACCUAUCCAAACUCUUUGGGAAGAUCAAGCCCCAAUACGAUGCCAGAAAGCUCGAGGGUGCAAUCAACGAAGUCAUAAACAGCUGCGGAACCAACACGACUGAUUUAUUCAACGAUGGAGUUCAUCGGAGUUGCCGGGUAUUCGUCUGCAGUAUCACGCAGGAGACCAAAGAUAUUGUACGCCUUCGCAGCUACGGCAAAUACCUCGGGAUUCCGGCUACCAUCUGCCAGGCUGCCCGAGCAACAUCGGCCGCCACUACCUUCUUCGAGCCGGUCACCAUUGGAGCGCGUCGAUUCGCGGAUGGCGGACUGGGGGCCAACAACCCGGUGGAUGAAGUUGAAGGCGAAGCGUCUGAUAUAUGGUGUGAAAACACAGGCGACCUCAAGCCGCUAGUGAAAUGCUUUAUCUCGAUCGGUACCGGCAAUCCCGGUAAGAAGGCAAUGGAAGACAAUCUGUUGAAGUUUGUUUCCAAGACUUUACCGGAGCUUGCCACCCAGACGGAGCAGACAGAGAAGCGAUUCAUCGCUAAAUGGCGGCAACAUUACGACAGCAAGCGGUAUUUCCGAUUCAAUGUGGACCAGGGGUUACAGGGUGUCGGGCUGGCGGAAUAUCAGGAGCAGGGCGUGAUCGAGUCAGCGACAGAGGGAUACCUUGAUCACCAGGCAGUGGCAUUUCGGGUGCGGGAUUGCGUUGAGAAUUUGAAGUUAAAGCAAAGUGUGUAUUUGGAAGACUUUUCAUAG